Didymodactylos carnosus is the source of this 633-nucleotide messenger RNA. The record is from the annotation of a GenBank genome assembly. Lineage: Eukaryota; Metazoa; Rotifera; Eurotatoria; Philodinida; Philodinidae.
AUGGGUAAUCGUUAUUCUUGUCAUCCCUCAUGUUAUACUGAUAAAUUAGAUGAAGAUUUAUCAGUGAAUGAUUAUCGUUAUUUAAUGAAACAAACACACUUAACACCAGAAAUUAUUCAAUCAUGGUAUCGUGAAUUUCGCGAAGUUUGCCAUUCAAGUAAAGUUCAAUUGACCAAACAACAAUUUGUUAAACUUUAUAAACAAUUAGAAAAUAGUUCUUCAAGAAAUGUGGAAAAUAUUGUCGAUAAUGUAUUUUGUGCAUUUGAUAAAAAUGGCGAUAACUAUAUUGAUUUUAAAGAAUUUCUUAUUGCUUAUGUUUUAACAUCCAUCGGUGAAGUCGAAGAUAAAUUGGAAUAUGCCUUUUCAUUGUUUGAUAUUGAUCAAUCAAAAACAAUUGAACUAAAAGAGAUGAGUGAUUUAAUAGCAAAAUUAUUAUGUAUCACUAGCAAAAAUACUUUGAGAAAUUAUAAUCCAGAAAUAAUCACAAUUGAUGUUUUCAAAAAAUUCGAUCUUGAUCAUGAUAACAUAUUAACAAAAGAGGAAUUUAUAAAUGGUUGUUUAGAAAAUGCACUUUUAAGACAAAUAUUAUCACCAUUUGAAUCAGUUUACCCAGAGUAUGAACAACAAUACUAA